Molecule: messenger RNA, 894 nt
Organism: Aspergillus brunneoviolaceus CBS 621.78
Lineage: Eukaryota; Fungi; Ascomycota; Eurotiomycetes; Eurotiales; Aspergillaceae
Product: PLP-dependent cysteine synthase family protein
Exons: 1
Coding region: 1-894 (297 amino acids)
Biological process (GO): L-cysteine biosynthetic process
Cellular component (GO): cytoplasm
Source: RefSeq, a predicted model, not a curated record
AUGUCCGUUCGACCUAGUACCACCAGUGCCCUGGGCGCGAUUGGUAACACGCCAUGUGUUGAACUGACGCACGUGGUCCCUCCCGACAGCGCCCGGGUCUUCGUGAAGCUGGAGAGCCUGAAUCCCACGGGGUCGUACAAGGAUCGCAUGGCGCUGUCGGUGAUCGAGGAAGCGGAGCGGCGCGGGGAUCUGCGGCGCGGGAUGACCGUCGUAGAAGCGACGGGUGGUAGCACGGGAUCCUCGCUGGCGUUUGUCUGUGCCGUCAAGGGCUACGCCUUCCGGGUGGUCUCGUCGGAUGCAUUUGCGCCGGAGAAGCUCAACACCAUGACCGCGUUCGGGGCGGAUCUCGACCUCGUGCCCAGCGGGACCGGCAAGAUCACCCCGCGGCUGAUCCCCGCCAUGCGCGAGCGAGCGCGGCAGAUCGCUGCCCAGGGCGACGGGCACGACUACUACUAUGCUGAUCAGUUCAGCAAUCCCGACGUCUUCCCGGGCUACGAGGCGCUGGGGCGCGAGGUGCUGGCGCAGAUUCCGGGGCCGAUUGACGCCUUCUGCGGGGCGAUCGGCGGGGCCGGCAUGGUGAUGGGGGUCGGAAGGACGCUGAAGCAGCGGUGGCCGGGGUGUCGUGUCGCGGUCCUGGAGCCGGCCUCGGCACCGGCGUUGACCCAGGGUCAUGGCGGGGAACAUUCGGUGGAGGGGAUCGGUAUUGGCUUCCCCCCGCCUCUGCUCAACCGGGAUUGGUAUGAUGAGGCCCGGGCCAUCGACGAAGCCGAGGGACGUGCCAUGUGUCGACGGCUGGCGAGGGAGGAAGGUCUUCUCCUGGGUACCUCUUCUGGGCUGAACGUGGUCGCCGCGCUGCAGCUGGCCAAGGAAUUAGGGCCGGGAAAACGGUGGUGA